GAUUUCUGUGUUGAAAGAAAUAUUGGUAUUGUUUUUAUCAAACAUAAAGUGCUUUAGAAAAAUAAAAAGUGACUCAAAGUAGGUUUAUUACUCACCGGUUCGACCAGCCUUCGAGAGACGUGCUCCUCUGCUCAGGCAACCUGAAAUGGAGCUUGACCACACAGAACCUGAAAAUCCGGAGUCUGAUGGAGAGUUCGCCUUUGAAACUGAUCACUUAGCCUUACGAGGAAACAAGGAUUACUGCCAGUUGCUAAAAUACAUAGUUAAUUUAGAAGCUAAGAAAAUUCAGACACUAAAAGAUAUGGAUGACUUAGCCGAGAGGCAAAAUAAAGCUCUAGAUGAUCCUUUGCAGUUUGUGCAGGACUUAAAAGCGGGUAAAGUAAAUUUUCCAGCUCAUCAAACCAUCCCAGAUUUACCAAAAAUAGACUGGAGCCAAUAUGGGCUAGAUCCGCAACUUGAGGAUGAACUCAGAGAUGUAAAGCCGAAUAAAGAAGAUUUAGACAAUAGUAUAAAAAUUAGAGGACGUAAAUUCACUGACAAUAAACCAGAAACAUUUAACCAGUUGUGGUCAGUCGAAGAACAAAAAAGAUUAGAAGAAUUACUUGAAAUAUAUCCUGAAGAGCCAGUUGAAGCGAGGAGAUAUAAGAAAAUUGCAGAAGCACUUGGUACAAGAACACCAAUCCAAGUUAUGAGCAGAAUACAGAAAUAUUUUGCCAAACUAGCUAAAGCUGGAUUGCCCAUACCCGGUCGGGCUCCCAAGAAACUUCUUCAGGGAAAAAAUAAAUCUGUUUUAUACAAAAAAUCUACAUUCUUUCCGCAACUCCAUGUUCCUGUAAAAAUGGAAGAUCCUCAUGAUAUGAAUGAGGAACCUGAGACUUCAAUGUCUUUGGAGGCGAAGCCAGGUCCAAAGCACAUGUUAGAGUUACUAAAGAAUGCGAAAGAGCAACGGUCACUAGAUGAGAUAUCACCGGUGUAUCAGACAAAGACAAUGUGCGUUGGGUGUCAGAAAACUGGUUUCCUUGGUGCGAGGUGGACAGAUAAUGCUGGCACUGACUACUGCACAGAUUGCAUUGUAAAACUACUUCCAUGUGAGAAACUAAUACCUGUACGACAACCUAUUUAAGUAAUUAAUUAUAAGAAAUUUGUUUA
This is a messenger RNA of Pectinophora gossypiella (pink bollworm), 1149 nucleotides long. RefSeq names its product ZZ-type zinc finger-containing protein 3 (gene Atac1). The transcript is spliced from 2 exons. Lineage: Eukaryota; Metazoa; Arthropoda; Insecta; Lepidoptera; Gelechiidae. The record is from RefSeq and is a predicted model, not a curated record. Bases 146 to 1123 code for a protein of 325 amino acids.